UGAGUCACGACCCCAUUGGACAGCCUUAAAUCCUAUAUACAACCUCAAAUACAUUCUCUCACUCCCUGCGUACCAUUCCCUUUUUUUCUCUUUUUCAAGAACAAAUCAAUUCGUGUAAUCGCGACUCUACUCACCAUGGCACCUUCAGCCUACUCCCCAGAGCAGAUCACCCAAUACCUAGAUUACAUUGGCCUUCCCUCUCACUAUCAUCCUUCGUCUCCAUCUAGACCUCCCCUCAGCUUUGAUUUCCUUACCACUCUCCACGCCCAUCAGAUUGCUGCCAUUCCAUACGAGAAUCUCUCGUUACAUUACUCAGUCACAAAGGAGAUUUCCAUAGAUCCACAGGUCACGUUCAAGAAAAUAGUGACCGACAAGCGCGGACGCGGGGGCUACUGCAUGGAAGCAGCCAUCUUCUUCAAUCACAUCCUGAGGGCACUGGGAUUCGAUGCGUACACGGCGGGCGUGAGGAUACGGUACCGAGAAAACGGAAUACCGAAGGGUGAUUACAUAGGAUGGACGCACAUCGUCAACAUCGUAACCCUCCCCGACUCCACCAAACAUGUCCUCGACGUCGCCUUCGGCGGCGACGGCCCCACAAAACCCCUGCCCCUGCUCCCAGGAAUCGUCACGUCCAACAUCGGCACCCAAGAGCUCCGCUUCGUCCACGAGCCGCUGGCCCAGCAAACCCACGACGCGGUCGCUAGCAAGUACUGGAUUUACCAGUACCGCAACGCACCCACCGCGCCCUGGAACUCGUUCUACGCGUUCACGGAGCUGGAGUUCUUGCAUGGCGAUUUCGAGAUUAUGAAUCACUUUACGAGUACGAGUAAGAGGAGUUUCCAGACGUAUACCGCGUUGGUGGUAAAGUUCUUGAUGGCGCGAGAGGGAGAUGAGGAGAUGAGGGCGGAGUUGAGGGCGGAGGGGAAGGGGAAGGGGGGCGUGUAUGGUAAGGUGAUGUUGGUCGGUGGGGAUGUGAAGGUGAAUACGGAUAGGAAGACGAGGGUGGUGAAGAGGUGUGAGACGGAGGCUGAGAGGGUGAAGGCGCUGAGGGAGUGGUUUGGAAUGAGUUUUACGGAGGAGGAGAGGGAGGGGAUUAGGGGGCACGUUACUGAGUUGAAGUGAUCAGGUCGGGUUUCCUAGCUGUGAACUAUGGUAUUGGAAAGAAGAUGUAGAUGUUCCGUGGUAGAAAUGGUACUUGGAUUCUAUUUCAUUUCGCACUAGGCUAUUGUCGACAUCGACACGAUGUUUACCUUCAUCAGAUUCGAUCAGCAUGGA
Molecule: messenger RNA, 1275 nt
Organism: Mytilinidion resinicola
Lineage: Eukaryota; Fungi; Ascomycota; Dothideomycetes; Mytilinidiales; Mytilinidiaceae
Product: arylamine N-acetyltransferase 1
Exons: 2
Coding region: 136-1122 (328 amino acids)
Molecular function (GO): acetyltransferase activity
Source: RefSeq, a predicted model, not a curated record